Messenger RNA from Camellia sinensis, 3540 nucleotides. NCBI's taxonomy places the organism in Eukaryota, Viridiplantae, Streptophyta, Magnoliopsida, Ericales, Theaceae. The record is from RefSeq and is a predicted model, not a curated record.
CAACCUAGAGAUGCCUUCCCAGUGUACACACACCUUUUCGUGAAAAAUUAUUUGGUGCUUUUAGGGCGCCAUGUGGCAAUGUCCCUCGUCAAUCACAAUCCACCAUCCACCAUGCUCCUCUUCUCAGUCAUCCUACACACAAAAUUAAGCACCACCAACUCCGUCAAUCACAAUACCAUGGUCACCACCUGGCGGUGUCCAGACCAACCAAUAACUUCUCCCUUUUCUCUCUAGUUUCUCAGCAACCAAACUGAAAGAAAAUCAAAUUUGACUCAAAAUGUAGACUGACAGAACACACUACAAAUCGAAGAACUGACAGCUUCGAUUCCGCAAUUACGCAUCCAAGAAACCUAACAAGGUUCCUAUGUUGAAGUUUGGAAAUUGAGGUGUCAUGUAUAAGGUGCACAACAAUACAAUCUAUUCUUAACUACACAACUGGACGUAUCAUAUCUUACCUUAUAAACAGGACCCAGCCACCUUCUCCAAUCGUAUUUGCAUCGGAGAAGUUGCUAGUAGCAGCAACAACAGUUGUGCAAUCAAAGAAAGGACCUUGUCACGAGGAGAAUGAUUGGCAAUGGUAGUGCAGAAAGUGGUCUCUACUUCCUGGAUCAACCGGACAAGCUUGCUCAUUCUUCCACCACGAGUCCUAUUGCCAAAGUUGAUUUAUGGCUGUGGCAUCGGCGCCUUAGACAUCCUUCUUUUUAUUUACUUAAGCAUUUAUUUCCAUCUGUUUUUGCAAACAAUAAUGUGUCUGAGUUUCUUUGUGAGUCUUGCCAACUUGGGAAACAACACAGAGCUUCUUUUGCUCCUAGUUUUAAUAAAAGUUUAGUUCCUUUUUCAUUAAUACAUUCUGAUGUUUAAGGCCCAUCUUGUGUUCUGUUUGUGAAAGGUCAUCGAUGGUUUAUGACAUUUAUUGAUAAUUUUUCUUGUAUUACUUGUGGUGUAUCUCAUGAAAGACAAGAGUGAGGUUUUCUCUGUGUUCCGCAAUUUUCAUAAGAUGAUUUGUACUCAAUUUGGGGCCAUUGUCAACAUCUUUCAUUCUGAUAAUAAGGGUGAAUACAUAGAUUCUGGGUUAGGGCAAUAUUUUUUUGCUCAUGACAUUAUCCAUCAAACCUCUUGCACCAAUACCCCUUAACAAAAUGGGGUGGCAGAACGCAAGAAUCGUCAUGUUCUUGACAUGGCUCAGUGCAUGUGCUUUUCUACAAGUGUGCCUCGGUCUUACUGGGGCGACAUUCUCACCGCUGCCCAUCUUAUUAAUCGUCUUCCUACUUAGGUCUUGCAAAAACAAGCUCCCCUCAAGUCCUUCUAGAUUCCGAGUCCUUGUUUUUUAUUCCUUCCAAAAUAUUUGGUUGUGUCUGUAUUGUCCACAAUCACUCUCGUGAGAAUAUAUUGUAUAUAUAUGGCAUUGUGUAUAUUAGGAAUUAGGCACGUAUUAGGCAAGAUUGUUUUAUUUCCUUUGAGUUAGAUGAAGAACCAGAUGAAGCAAAUCCGCUACAGCGACUAGGGUUUCGAUUCUGCAAGCUUGGGUUUCAAACCAGGCUCUGAUACCAUGUAAGGAUUUUUGAAUGAUCUAUAUAUUCAACUUGUUUAUUUACAAAGAGUUCAUCAGUUUAUAUAGCCUUAAAUGUUAUGACUGAAAAAGGAAAUACAACAAUCUUGCCUAAUUCAUAAUAUACACAAUGCCAUAUAUACACAUAAUGCCAUAUAUACACAAUAUAGUCUCACAACUCUCCUACUCAAAAGGGGUAUAAGUGUUAUCACCCUCCUUCUCGUAAGUGGUUUGUCUCCAUGGAUGUCACUUUUUUUGAGUCACAGUCCUAUUUAUUGUCCUCUUCGAUGUCACAGUCCUCUCUUCAGGGGGAGUCUUGGUGUGAAGUGAUGCCUCUUUGGUGUGAAGUGAUGCUUGUGAUUCCUAUGGUGGAACCAGUUGUUCUUGCACUACCACCUCUUACUGGGACUACAGAACCCAAUGUCACCAAGGAUAGGGAAGGGCAAGUUUAUGUCAGGGACAAAGACAGACAAAAAGUUAACUGGAUACAAAAGACCACUUCUGUUCACCUACUGCCAUCUCCUGCUUCUGAUGAGAGUCCAGUUCAACAAGUUGGCUUCAGUGGCAAGAAAAAAGAGAUAGUUGGAGUGAUCUUGGCAUUAUUAUUUCGACUUCUUCUGCUGGGUAUCAGCAUAACCUUGUAUCUCCGAAAAAAGAAGAAGAAUUUACAGCUGAACAGAGAAGGAAAUCUGAUGCACAACUCUGAACAAGGUUACAAUGACAAAAGCCAGAAGGAAGAUCUGGAGUUACCAUUGUUUGACUUAGCUGUAAUAGCUAAUUCCACGAAUAACUUUUCAAUCGAUAACAAGCUUGGAGAGGGUGGAUUUGGACCCGUUUACAAGGGUAUAUUGAAAGGAGGACAAGAAAUAGCUGUGAAGCGGCUCUCAAAGAAUUCUAGCCAAGGACUUAAUGAGUUUAAGAAUGAAGUCAUUUGUAUUGCUAAACUCCAGCACCGAAAUCUCGUGAAGCUUCUAGGAUGUUGCAUUCAAGGAGAAGAAAAGAUGCUGAUCUAUGAAUACAUGCCCAACAAAAGUCUGGACUUCUUUAUUUUUGAUCGAACCCGAAGCUCAUUACUAGAGUGGUCGAAGGGCUUCCACAUUAUUAAUGGGAUUGCUCGGGAACUUUUAUAUCUUCAUCAAGAUUCCACACUGAGAAUUAUUCAUAGAGAUCUCAAAGCUAGUAAUAUUUUGUUGGAUAUUGACAUGAACCCAAAAAUAUCUGACUUCGGAGUGGCUAGAAGUUUAGGAGGAAAUGAGACACAAGCAAAUACAAACAUAGUGGUUGGAACACGUGGCUACAUAGCUCCAGAGUAUGCAGUGGAUGGACUAUUUUCAGUAAAAUCUGAUGUAUUCAGCUUUGGUGUUUUGGUGUUGGAGAUUGUGAGUGGGAAGAGAAACAGAGGUUUCUAUCAUCCAAGUCACCGCCUCAACCUGCUUGGGCAUGUAUGGAGACUCUAUAAAGAAGGUAGGUCGUUGGAAUUGACUGAUGAGGCUCUAUGGGACUCAUGCUACCUAAAUGAAGUGUUGCGAUCAAUCCAUGUGGGUCUUUUAUGUGUGCAAUAAUGUCCAGAGGAUAGGCCAAGCAUGUCAUCUGUGGUUCUGAUGUUAGAUAGUGAAGGUGCAUUGCCUCAAGUCAAACAGCCUGGCUUCUUUACUGAAAGGAAUGUUCAUGAGGCUGGUUGUUCGUCAAGCAAGAAUGCAACAGUUUCGGCCAAUGAAAUCACCAUUACUCUAUUAAAUGCUCGAUAGAAACAUACAUUGUGUUGAUGUAAACUAUUUGCCCCGAAACCUACUAAAUAAAAUGAAAAUCUUUACUGCAUUCAAAGACAGUUUAAGUUGUAUAAACCAGUUCCCCUUUUUUGUAAUUUUCACUUGAAUUACAUCUGGGAUCAGUUUGGAAAGUCCUGUAAUCAUUGGAGUUUAGGUGGAUUUAGUUAGAUUUUAUACCCAUCUACAAGGUGGAUGCUAUGAUUAGUCAUUGUUUCUUGUUUA